Molecule: messenger RNA, 3970 nt
Organism: Synchiropus splendidus (mandarinfish)
Lineage: Eukaryota; Metazoa; Chordata; Actinopteri; Syngnathiformes; Callionymidae
Gene: fmnl1b
Product: formin-like 1b
Exons: 25
Coding region: 389-3652 (1087 amino acids)
Biological process (GO): cortical actin cytoskeleton organization; regulation of cell shape; cell migration
Cellular component (GO): cytosol
Molecular function (GO): actin filament binding; small GTPase binding
Source: RefSeq, a predicted model, not a curated record
GUUCCACACUGCCUACUCUCACUCGAUAAUUCUGCAGCGCAGCACAAACUUCUUUUGGCUCCCGACAUACAUUUGGUUCUGCCUCAGGAUUAAUAUGGACCUGGGGCAGGACUUUCUCAGCCGCAUUGCGGUUCCAGCUGUGCCCGUCCACCUGUCGGGACAUGAGCGUCAGCGCUAGUUCCGGACCACCUGCGCGCGCGUCUCGUCUGUCCCUCAGCUGUCAGCGCCAGUGGACCCCCUUCACUCUCUCUGGUGUUUCCUCUGUCGGGAUUCUCGUGCUCUUUCUUCAGUGGUUCUGGCGUCAUCAUGGUCCACCUGAAGUGUGCACAGGUAUCGGGUCAAAGGUGAGACGUCAUCCGGAUCAUUUGCGAAGAACUUGGCAUUCAUCAUGGGGAACACCGGGGGAAACAUGGAGCCCCCUCCACCCAAGGACAUCCAGAAAGUCUACUCGGCCCCUCCAGGGAGCGCAGCCCCCCAGAAACAGCAUUCGGGCUCCAAGCUUCCCCUGCCCCCGGAGGAGGAGCUGGAGGAGCGUUUCCGAGCCGUGCUGAACACCAUGAAUCUUCCUCCAGAUAAGAUCCAAAUCCUCACUCUGUAUGACAACGAGAAGAAGUGGGAUCUGAUCUGUGACCAGGAGAGGUUCCAGGUGAAGAAUCCUCCGGCCACAUAUCUGGAUAAACUGAGGAGCCACCUGGACCACGGUGUGGGUAGAAAGUUUAAGAGACGCGUCCAGGAGUCAAGUCAGGUUCUGAGGGAGCUGGAGAUCUCACUGAGGACCAACCACAUCGGGUGGGCUCAGGAGUUCCUCAAUGAAGAGAACCAGGGUCUGGACGUCCUGGUAGAGUAUCUGUCGGUGGCCCACCUCUCCGUCACGAUGGACGGUGAGAGUCUGGACGACAACACGCCACCGACCGAGAGGAGUAAGACCCUGGAGAGUUCCAUGGAGGAACUCAACAAAACUUCCCGUGGCUCACCGGCUCAUGGCUCAUCUAAGAGCAGCAAGACCUUCCCCAGCAGGAAGGUGGUCAGAAGUUCUCGAGUGGCGAGCCAGAAGGACGACGUCCAUCUCUGCAUCAUGUGCUUACGCGUCAUCAUGAACUAUCAGUCAGGGUUCAACCAGGUGAUGAAACAUCCCAGAUGUGUGAACGAGAUCACACUCAGCCUCAACAACCGGAGCCCGAGGACCAAAGCCUUAGUUCUGGAGCUUCUUGCAGCCGUGUGUUUGGUGCGAGGAGGUCAUGACAUCAUCCUGUCCGCGUUCGACAACUUCAAGGAGGUCUGUGGUGAAAGAAGUCGGUUUGAGAGGUUGAUGGAGUUUUUCUGCCACGACGAUAACAACAUCGAUUUCAUGGUGGCGUGCAUGCAAUUCAUCAACAUUGUGGUCCACUCGGUGGAGGACCUGAACUUCAGGGUCCACCUGCAGUACCAGUUCUCUGCUUUGGGCCUGGACAGGUACUUGGAGAGGCUGAAGUUCAUGGAGAGUGAGCGACUACUGGUCCAGAUCCAAGCUUAUCUGGACAACGUGUUUGACGUAGGAGCCUUGGUGGAGGAUGCAGAGACCAAGAGCGCCCUGGAGGAACAUCUGGAGGAGGUCCAACAGAACCACACAGAGUUGGCUUGUCGGCUACAGGAGAGCGAACGAGAGGCGACGGAUAAAAUCUGUGACCUGGAGAAGAAACUGAUGCAGAGCAUGAAGGACGUGGAGCUGCUGAAGGAGAGUCUCCGGGAAUCCUGCGCACAGGUGUCUCUCUUCCAGCAGAGGGAGCUCGAGAGAGAGCAGGAGCGGGCGAAUGAGAAAGAGCAAGAGAGGAAGAGGGGGCUAGCGAUGGAGGCACUUAAGGAGAUGGAGGCCAAAGUUCAAGCCCUGGUUGAUCAGGGUUUGAUCCACAUGGAGCGAUCCGAAACUGGACUCCUGCACUUGCAAGUGGUCCAGAAAGCAGGUGAAAGUUCUGAAUCUUCAGACUCUCCACAUGAAGCAGCUGAGGUCAUUGAGAGGCCACCUUCUCCUUCAGUGGUCUCAGCUGAAGCGUUGUCAUCUCCGCCACCGGAGGCUUCUGCUGAUCCCCCGCCUCCCCCACCACCUCCGCCACCCACAGCUCCACCUCCCCCUCCUCCUCCAAUAGGUUUGACAUCCACAGAUGGCACCUCAGGUUCCAGACAGAAGAAGCCGAUACAGACCAAGUACCGUCUGCCAAUCUUCAACUGGCAGCCACUUGGGUCCAGUCAGGUGGCUGGAACCAUUUUCGACCAACUGGACGACCAACGUGUUCUGGAGGAGCUGAACAUGGACAUGUUUGAAGAGAUCUUUAAGACCCAGGCCCAGUCCAGUCCAGUAGAGGUUGGAACCCUCCGGAUGAAACUGACCCACAAGUCCCCAAGCAAGGUCUCAUUGAUGGAACCAAACAGAGCUAAGAACCUGGCCAUCACUCUGAGGAAAGAGGGCAUCUCUGCUGCAGACAUCUGCAGCGCCAUUGAAAUGUAUAACCAGAAGACCCUCAGUCUAGACUUCCUGGAGCUGCUUGAGCGGUUCAUCCCAUCAGACCAGGAGCUGAAGAUGAUCCAGGACUAUGAGAGUCGCGGUCGAGCACUGACCGAGCUCAGCGAGGAGGAGCGCUUCAUGGUCCGCUUCAGUAAAAUCCCUCGACUCCCCCAGAGAAUCCGCACGCUGACCUUCAUGGGGAACUUUCCUGAGAGUGUGAAGAUCCUGCAGCCGCAACUAGAUGCCAUCAUCACUGCUUCCAUGUCCAUCAAGUCUUCAAGCAAACUGAAGAAAGUUCUGGAGAUCAUCUUGGCGUUCGGGAACUACAUGAACAGCAGCAAACGCGGCUCUGCGUUCGGGUUUCGCCUGCAAAGUCUGGACCUGCUGCUGGAGACCAAGUCCACCGACCGGCAACAGACCCUUCUGCACUACAUGGUGGAUGUCAUCCAGGACAAAUACCCACAGGUUCAAGACUUCUACUCAGAACUGCACUUCCUGGACAAAGCUGCCAUGGUGUCUCUGGACAGUGUCCAGCAGGAUCUGCGGGCUCUGGAACGUGGUAUGGAAGUGAGCCGGAGAGAGUUCUGUAUUGAAAGCCAGAACCCAGUUCUAGAGACCUUCCUCAGGACUAACGCUGAGCUUCUGCACACUCUGACUGCUGAUGGAAAAACAGCACAGGAAUCGUACGAGUCUGCAGUAGAGUAUUUUGGGGAGAACUCCAAAACCACUGCUCCCUCCAUGUUCUUCCCCGUGUUAGUGCGCUUCAUUAAAGCCUACAAGAGAGCGGAGAUGGAAAAUGAGCAAAAGAGCCGACAUCAGCAAAAGUCUGGUCCCACAAUGAUCCCGCCCACCUCUGAGGUCACAAAGGUCAAUUUCUCCUCUGAAUAUUUGAUGAGGCAGAUGUUUUGCCUCAAUCCAUUCCCUCCAUGUCUGUUAAUACAAACGUGGUGGUCCCAGGUCCCAGUGCCAACCAGACUUCCUCAUGUGGACCUAAUAGCGGAGCUAAAGAGGAGACAGGUGACUCCUCAGGUCAGAGAGGGAAAGGAUGGUGCCAUUGAGGACAUAAUCACUGAUUUGAGGAACCAGCCAUACAGACGAGCAGACGGGGGUCGCCGCAGUGCCCGCUGGAGACCUGGACAGCAGUUGCAGGUUUCGUCCGACAUCUCGCUGUAAUCUGUUACCAAGGUGACGUAGCAGAGGGGCUGUAAACAAGUGCUACCACAACGGGACUCAUGGUAGUACUACAUUGAGAAAGAUUUGCGAGAGUACCCGUGAAAUAAUCUCGAGAGUUAAAAAAUCGAUAAAUAAGAAUCACGUUUGACGGUUGGUAUUAGAAUAUUUGUAAAUUAUUUGUAUUAAUGUAAGCAACUAUUCUACAAAAUAAAACAUUUUAUACUACUAUAUGAAACUGUGCACUUUGUUUUGGGAAGGGUCCAAGGUACUUCUGUACAGUGGUACCGCCUUAAGCUAUCAUCCCGUCACAAAAUUACU